Candidula unifasciata is the source of this 594-nucleotide messenger RNA. The record is from the annotation of a GenBank genome assembly. NCBI's taxonomy places the organism in Eukaryota, Metazoa, Mollusca, Gastropoda, Stylommatophora, Geomitridae.
AUGUCCUCCAAGCCAGUGAAUGCUGAAAAUGCACACACCUACAAACUAGUAGUAGUUGGUGAUGGUGGUGUGGGCAAGUCUGCACUCACCAUACAGUUCUUUCAGAAGCUUUUUGUCCAGGAUUAUGAUCCAACGAUUGAGGACUCCUACAUCCAGUACACAGAAAUUGAUGGUCAAUGGUGUAUUUUGGAUGUCCUGGACACAGCUGGUCAAGAAGAGUUUAGUGCCAUGCGGGAGCAGUACAUGAGGAAAGGGGACGGGUUUCUCUUGGUUUAUUCUGUUACAGACAAGCAGAGCUUUGAAAACAUCAGCCACUUUCACACACAGAUAUUGAGAGUCAAGGACAGGGACUCUUAUCCAAUGGUGAUGUCAGCCAAUAAGGUGGAUCUCAUUCAUCAGAGAGUGGUCACAGAGGAACAGGGUCUCAGUCUAGCUGCAAAUUUGAAAAUACCGUACAUAGAAACAAGUGCAAAGGAUCCCCCAUUAAAUGUGGACUUGGCAUUUCAUGAGGUGGUCAGAGUUAUAAGGCGCCUGCCUUCUCCAAAGAAGAAGAAAAAAUCACCAGGGAGUGGUUGGAGAUGUGUUGUACUCUGA